GUACGAUGGCUAGAGGAAACAACAAGCGCGGCCGCGGCGGCCCACCGAACGCAGCAAGAGGCGGGAACGCCGGAGGGCGCGGUACGCCUAGGGGACGCGGCGGGCGAGGCCGCGGGCGCGGGGGGAGGGGAGGCCUGAACAACAGCGGCUAUAUCCCCUUCGACGAGUUUGACCUCCCGAUCCCGCUGUAUGACAACUCUCCCCGGGGCGGCUUCGCGGGGCGGGCGCGCGGGAAUCUGAGGGGGAGGGGGAGCGGUGCGUCCAGCGGACGUGGAACGCCGAGGGGUAUCUCGACGCCUAGAGGAAGUGCACCUCCCCGACCCGAGUACGCUAGCCCGAUGCGCGGGAAUGCGCCAUCGACACCAACGAGAGGGGGCAUGGGGGCGCGCAAUCGCCGCGGUGGGAAGAUGGGGUCGUACAAUGCGCCGCUGUCGAGUCUCCUCUACGAUGAACGACCGCUUCUGCGGCCCAUUGUGUUCGUGCGCUCGACGCUCACGGCGACCCUGUUCCAGGAGGAGGAGGAGAUCUUCGAGCCUGGAGUGGAGGAGAUCGACGACGCCGAGAAGAGCCACGUCCCCACGGCGGAUCGCGUUAACCAGGUCUUCCACAUCAAGGACGAGGACGAUGAGGACAACUCUGCUACUCGUGCAGAUGAUGGACAAGAGGAGGAGGAACUCGAAGAGAUUGACUUCGCCGACAUCGGCAAGUUCCAAGAGCGAGUCGACGCAGGCGCGAUCGCGAUGUCCUCCGUAAAGGAGGUGGAGGAGCGGUUCACGGGGAUCCAUCUUGGCAAGGGCGUUCAAGAGAUGGAGGCCACGGUCACAACUACGACUACGACGGCUAUGGAGGCGAAUGUGAACAUGACAGAGGAGGCAGCGAAGGACAUAACAGAGGAGGCUGCGACGGACAUGAUCGUAGAAGCGGAGCAUGUCUCGCACAGGGAGCAUGCGAGGGAGAGGGAGAUGGACGUGGACGCGGGGUCCACUGCGCAAGCAUCACGCGAGGAGAAGGAGUCCGAGGAGCCGCCUCAUGGACAGGAGAAGCAGACCGACGAUGACGCGACGCGGGCCAAUGAGCACGAGAAGCAUGUCGAGGAGGAGACGACGGCUACGCACCUCGAAGGGAUGCCGCAGCUUGAAGAGACCCGUCAGGUCGAGGUUGAGGUCGUCGAGACGACUACGAAGGUCGAGGUGGUGACCGCACCGGCUUCUGAACCAUCUUGCCCCACCGAUCCAACGCCUGCAUCUGCAGUUACGCGCGAGGUCGCACGAGAAGCCCCGCUCGAAGCUGACCAGGAGGAGCCGCACGAAGUCGGGCAAGAAGAGGCACGCGAAGUCGCGCCGGAGGAGCACACAUUCGUCACGGAUGCGACACCUACUCUCGUCACCGAAAUGGCACCAGUGCCUGCGGUCGGGGACCCGGCGGCCAUGGAUUCUACUGCAACGUCUACCGAGGAGCACCCUAUGUUCUUCGUCGACACUACCCCUGCACCUGUCGAUGCCUCAUCUACACCCUCGAUCGAGGCGCCCGCGCAUGCAGCUGAAGAGUCUGAUAUUACGGCCGAUGUGCCUGCGCCUACGGAGGAGCAAGCACCGUUCUUCAUCGACACCACCCCGUCCAUGAUAGACGCACCUACCACUGUCCCCAGCCGCAUUGCCCAACUCACUCGCGAGCUACAAGCUGAAGACGAGGUCAUCGUCUACGUCGCGCCGCAUCCGCGCUCUACACGCGCCACGCCGGCCCCUGCGCCCCCGCCGAUGACCUCCAUGCUCACCGGGACUACGAGGACGGUCGACGCCGCAACGCUACCCACAGCAUGGGCGUCCACACCAGCACCGGCUGCUGCCACCGUCAGUCCUCCCGCACCCGAAACUUUCGCAUCCGCCCCACAGCCGUCCACCUCUCAAGCCGGCCCCUCCUUCUCCUUCUCCCGCUCCGGCACCCGCCAGCCGCGCCACGCACCCGCCGUGACGCCCAACGGCCGCGCGCGCUCGCGCAUCCGCGAGCGGCAGAAGAACAAGAAGCGGCGGCCCAAGGGCGAGUGGGGCGCGCUCGGCUUCGGCGCCUUUGGCGCGAUGCACGAGGAGGAGCUGUGGGCGCCGGACCCGCGGUAUGCGGAGCGCAGGAGGGGAGACUCGGACCUGGAGUGGGGGACGGACGAUGAGGAGAGUCAAGGUGCGACGGGUGUCGCGGAGGGCAUGGAGGUCGACGCGGACUUGGUUGCGGAUGAGGGCGCGAUGAGGCGCUUUGUGCGGUCGAUGGGGGUGGAGGGGCAGCGGCAUGUGACGAUGGAUGAUAUCCGGGAUGGCGAGAUACUGAAGGCGGAGGAUGAAGACGACGAUGAAAGGGGUCCGGAGAGCGAAAGUAGCGACGAGGAUGACGACGAAGAGGAAGACCUGUCCGCCGACCUGGAGGCGAUCCUGCAUCAAGAGGAGGUCGAGAUGAUGGGCGAGUCCGACGACGAUGAGGACAGCGACGAUAGCGACGAGGUGGGCGACACGCCGCAGACGAGCUUCCGCAAGCGGCUGGAGCGCAUACGCGCGGCGAAGGGGAAGCAGCGGGCAAGUGCGCCGGAGGUUGUUGGCGACUCGGACGACGAUAUGGAGAUGGACAUCGGCUGGGAGGUGGACGACUACGAGGCGAUGGGUUGUUCGAAUGCAGAUGCGGACGAGGCGUUCUUGGAUCAUGUUGAUAAGCUCCUGGCGGAGAACAAGCACAUGUUGAAGGGCAAGGGCAAGAAGCGACACGACAAGCUCUUCAACAACAUCCUCAAUGGCUCGUUCGAUAUGGAGGACAGCCUCGACGACCUCGCCCAGUUCAACAAGUUCACGUCGUCCCAGCGCAAGAAGGAGAAGUACGAGAGUCUUCCUGCCGAGUUACAAGAACAAUGGGAGAGGGAUCGCGCAAAGAAGGCCGCGAACAAGCGCGCACGCCAACUCGCCCGCAUGCAAGUCGCCGCCGACCCCCUCGCGCCGAAGAAAGGCGGCAAGAAGAUGAAGAAGGCUAUUGCCGCCGCGGCGCGCCAGAUCGAAUCAUCCUACGGCCGGGGUGCCAUGGCGUACUCCGACGACGAGGACCUCCCGGGCACCAUCCACGUCAUUCCCAACCGUGUUAUCGACAUGAGUACCCUCGUCAUGGAGAUCCGCCGCUUCAUCGCGGACAUAGGGCGCGUGAGCAUGGCGCUGCCGCCCGCGAACAAGGAGACGCGGAAGAAGGUGCACGAGCUGGCGAACGCAUUCGGGCUGAAGAGCGAAAGUAAGGGAAAGGGCGAGGCGCGGUACACGACGCUGAGGCGGACGAGUCGGACGGGGUACACGGUGGACGAGCGGAAGAUUGGGCGGAUCGUGAGAGGGGCCGGCGGGCAUGGGGGAAUGUUUGGCUCGUCGUCAUUUGGUGGGGACAGGGAGAAGGGGAAAAGGGGGAAGGGUGGGGGUGCUCCCGUACGCGUGCCGAGGCACCGAGAGGGAGAGGAGGUGGGCGGGACCGCUCCCAAAAUUGGCGAGUCCAAUGUCGGCUUCAAAAUGUUGGCGAUGAUGGGGUGGCAGGAUGGCCAAAGGAUUGGUGUGUCUGGCGGAUUGGACGCGCCGAUCGCGGCCAUCAUGAAGACGACGAAGCUGGGUCUCGGGGCAACAAACUAGGAUUUAUCCCAUCUGUAUCCAUACUAGAUAUCGUGUGCGAGCACGCACGUCGUGUGUACUGCCAUCUUCUGCAAUUAAUAGAGCUCGCUUCCGUUGCCUCACCACAGGAUUACUGCGACGCCUCUUCAGCCCGCUUGCGAGGGUAGCUAGAGAAAUUCCACAAUGUUGUAAACGCGUUUCCGCGUAUAUUGAUCGCCGAAUGGGAGGGGGGCAGGCGGCG
Messenger RNA from Schizophyllum commune H4-8, 3858 nucleotides. RefSeq lists its product as uncharacterized. The record is from RefSeq and is a predicted model, not a curated record. NCBI's taxonomy places the organism in Eukaryota, Fungi, Basidiomycota, Agaricomycetes, Agaricales, Schizophyllaceae. Gene Ontology annotation, molecular function: nucleic acid binding. Bases 6 to 3638 code for a protein of 1210 amino acids. The transcript is spliced from 7 exons.